AUAAUAACAUGACCUGAUGCAAACAACAUAAAAACAGCUCUGGUGUAUGAUGGAAGGUUUAUCUCAAAUGUAAAGCCGUCUUUCAUGAGUUUUUACGUUACUUUGUCCACAUCCUGUAUCCUACAACUGAGAAUCAUCAACACUUAUUGUACCUCCAUCACUUUGCUGAUCUGCACCAAUUACAGUGAUUCCUCUUCAUUUAGGCUGGAUCACUUUGACGGACUGAUCCCAUUCGACUUUAAGACGGAACCCAUUGAAUCCAACUCCAAAUACUUGGUGAACCUCCUGUCCUUGGAGCUCACCUACUUUUGCAGCGGCCUUCUGUUUGCUGCGGUGGUGAGGGGGCGAGUGUGGGACUACGCCCUCACUGUCACACUCCUGCAUGUUGUGAUCACCAGCCUCGUAAUGCUGGAGUUUCCCAUGGUGUGGCAGUGGUGGCUGGCUUUAGGAAGCGGCUUGUUUCUGAUGAUCUGCAACGGUCAGCUGAUUGCUUAUUUUACCUGCCAGAGUGACCAGAGCUACGCCUCCUUCAGCAUCUACUGACUGACAGAAAAUAACUGUGAAUGUAUUUUUAAUUUAUUAAUUCUUUAA
Paralichthys olivaceus (Japanese flounder) is the source of this 591-nucleotide messenger RNA. The record is from RefSeq and is a predicted model, not a curated record. NCBI's taxonomy places the organism in Eukaryota, Metazoa, Chordata, Actinopteri, Pleuronectiformes, Paralichthyidae.